AGACAAAGUCGAACAUGAAAAUUUCAACUGGCAGUCAAAAAAGCUAAAACAACAACAGCAGCAGCAGCAGCAGCUGAGCUGAGUUGAGCUUAGCUACUCCUUUCUUUUCCCCUUUUUUCCUCUCUCUUUCUUUGUCUCCAAACAGUCAAAUGUCAGCUGCCUAUUUCCCUCAUCUUCCUCUUCCUCUUCCUCCAUUUUGUUUCCUCUUCUAACCGCCAUCUCUCAUCUCUGUAAGCAAGGGAAAACAGAAACCCUAACUCUAACGCAGAGCAUCAAGCGGCGCCGGCAGCUCAGCCAUGAAGAAGAACAUUCUUAUUUUGGCGACAUCCUCGCUUUUGCUCUUUAAUUUCUUGCUCUCUUUCGCCAUCGAAGAUGACAUCGCCUGUCUUGAAGGACUGAAAAACUCCCUUACUGGCGCCGACUCCCCUCUUUCCACCUGGAGCUUCAGCAACCGCUCAUCCACCUCCGUUUGCCAGCUCACCGGCGUUUCGUGCUGGAAUGAGAAGGAAAACCGAAUCAUUAGCCUCCACCUCCCUUCCAUGAAGCUGUCGGGUCAGCUACCGGACUCUUUGAAGUACUGUCGGAGCCUCCAGAUUCUAGAUCUUUCUAACAACUCUCUCUCCGGUCCCAUUCCUAGCGAUAUAUGCUCUUGGCUUCCUUACCUCGUUCAUCUCGAUCUCUCUGGUAACCUUUUCUCUGGUUCCAUCCCUCUUCAGAUUGUCGACUGUAAGUUCCUAAACGACCUCGUUUUAUCCGAUAACAAAUUGUCUGGUUCGAUCCCUUACGAGCUAGCUCGGUUGGACCGCCUUAAACGGUUUUCCGUUGCCGGUAACGACUUGUCUGGCUCCAUCCCCUCUGAUCUAGCCAGAUUCGGGGAAGAUGGUUUUGAUGGUAACCAUGGACUUUGUGGGAAACCCUUAUCAAAAUGCGGUGGAUUGAACGCUAAAAAUCUGGGAAUUAUCAUAAUAGCUGGUGUGACUGGCGCCGCAGUUUCGUUAAUCGUCGGUUUCGCCAUUUGGUGGUGGUUCUUUCUCCGAGCCGGCGCAGGCGAAAAAAGAAAGAAAAGUUACGAUGUGGAUGUCCAAGAUGGUAGUAGUUGGAUUGAACUGCUGAAAUCUCAUAAGCUUGCUCAAGUAUCGUUAUUCCAAAAGCCAAUAAACAAGAUUAAAUUGGCGGAUUUAAUGGUGGCAACGAACAAUUUCGAUGCGGAGAACGCAGUUAUUUCGACCAGGACUGGAGUUUCCUACAUGGCGGUGUUGCCGGACGGCUCUGGCUUGGCGAUUAAGAGGUUAAGCACUUGUAAGCUUAGUGAGAAACAGUUUAGGUCGGAAAUGAAUAGGUUAGGACAACUUAGGCAUCCAAAUUUGGUUCCGCUCUUAGGGUAUUGUGUUGUGGAAGAAGAGAGGCUUUUAGUUUAUAAGCAUAUGCCUAAUGGGACAUUGUAUUCUCAGUUGCAUGGAGGAAAUCUUAUUGGUUUUGGGAAUGGGAAGUUUGAGAUUUUGGAUUGGUCAACUAGGCUUAAGAUUGGCGUUGGUGUUGCUAGAGGCUUAGCUUGGCUUCACCAUGGAUGCCAACCGCCGUAUGUUCAUCAGUAUUUUAGUUCCAAUGUCGUGCUUCUCGAUGAUGAUUUCGAUGCUCGAAUAGCUGAUUUUGGUCUAGCAAGAUUGAUGGGGUCUCGUGAUUCGAAUGACAGUUCAUUUAUGAAUGGGGAUUUAGGGGAGUUUGGAUAUGUGGCUCCUGAGUAUUCUAGUACCAUGGUUGCUUCCUUGAAAGGGGAUGUUUUUAGUUUUGGGGUAGUGUUGUUGGAACUGGUUACAGGUCAAAAGCCGAUCGGAGUUAGCAAUGCAGAGGAAGGGUUUAAGGGGAAUUUGGUGGACUGGGUUAAUCAAUUGUUCAGCACUGGUCGAAGCAAGGAUGCUGUUGAUAAAGCAUUGUUAGGAAAAGGGUGCGAUGAUGAAAUUAUGCAGUUUCUGAGAGUUGCUUGUACUUGUGUGGUGCCUAGGCCAAAGGACAGACCUUCUAUGUACCAGGUAUAUGAAUCGCUGAAGAUCAUGGGUGAGAAACAUGGUGCCUUGGAACAGUAUGAUGAAUUUCCAUUGAUCUUUGGGAAACAACAAGAACAUGAUAAUUAGGAGCGAACCCUUGUUUGGGGGGAAUGAGAUGCAUAAGCAGCAGCUGAAAGAACUGAAUCUUUUUAUCUUCUACUUUGUGGUUUUGAGAUUUGGGCAUAUAUAUCUGCAUUGGUGUAUGGUAUCUUCUUUUUAAAGGCAUUUUCUGCAAUUGGUAUGAUUUCCGCUUGAACAGGAUUCCUUGUUUAAAUGGUACUUUGUUGGAGAAUUCUGUAAAUUACAUGAAGCAUCAUCACGCACUGUAGUGAUCACUAGCUUCAUUGCAGUUGAAAAAAAUUUCUUUUAUCA
Messenger RNA from Gossypium raimondii (Peruvian cotton), 2417 nucleotides. RefSeq names its product probable inactive receptor kinase At1g27190. Lineage: Eukaryota; Viridiplantae; Streptophyta; Magnoliopsida; Malvales; Malvaceae. The coding region runs from base 297 to 2132 and encodes 611 amino acids. The transcript has a single exon. Gene Ontology annotation, molecular function: ATP binding; protein kinase activity; protein binding. The record is from RefSeq and is a predicted model, not a curated record. Gene Ontology annotation, biological process: protein phosphorylation.